Molecule: messenger RNA, 3789 nt
Organism: Bolinopsis microptera
Lineage: Eukaryota; Metazoa; Ctenophora; Tentaculata; Lobata; Bolinopsidae
Product: transducin-like enhancer protein 1
Exons: 23
Coding region: 385-2715 (776 amino acids)
Biological process (GO): negative regulation of canonical Wnt signaling pathway; regulation of DNA-templated transcription
Cellular component (GO): transcription regulator complex; nucleus
Molecular function (GO): protein binding; transcription corepressor activity
Source: RefSeq, a predicted model, not a curated record
AGUGGAUAAGAAAGCGAGCGAUUACUCCCGUGAAAUCAUCCUCUUGAAAGGACAUUUUACACAUAGCUGAGUAGCCCAAGGAACGUCGCAACCAUAGCUUUCAGCAGAUCCGGACACAACUUCAGCACCUCGCUGACCCCAGCCACUAGGUCCCAAGGAUGGCCCCUCCUCGGCUCAGCCGGUAGUUUAGGUGGUAGUGGACUAGCGAGCGCAAUAUCACAAUCCUCUCUCAGCAACCUCGGCUCAGAUCCCUCACUAACUUCAGAACAACUCAAAUCCCUCUACCGACAGACCAGUACAAACAAUCCCAGCACCAAUGCAUCCUCCUUUGGCAAAUCAGUCAUACCAGAAACCUUGGAGCGGCUCAAGGAGGAAUUCAGUUUUAUGCAGGCUCAGAUACAUCAACUCAAUGCGGAGCGAGAAAAACACUCGGUAGAAAGACAGGAUCUACACAGACAAGCAGUUAUGUAUUACGAGAUGAGCUACGGUCUAAACGUGGAGAAGCACAAACAUAUGGAGAUAGCGAAACGACUAGGUCUUAUCAUCCAGCAAUCCAUCCCGUAUCUACCCUUGGAGCAACAGCAGAUAGCUCUGCAGGCGGUGGAGCGUGCUAAACAGGUCACCAUGGCCGAGCUCAACACUAUUAUUGCAGCGAACGAGCAUGGAACCCACGGACUAUCAGGUAACCCUCUCUCCCUCCCACACCCUACCCACCUCAACAUUCCCAGCUCUAACGCCAGUAACAACCUUCUCGUACUCUCCAACCUGCUGGAGGGGCAGCCUCGUCUCUCACUCGGAGAUAAGGACAAGGAAGCAGCCACUGCCUCUCUAAUGUCGCAAAUCAAGCGAGAAGACGAAGGUCGGAUGUUUAAACCGGUGAUAAAAUCAAACGGUAACUCCUCUCACAACAGCGCACUACUUGACGCCUACUUCAAGUCUCAAGCACAGCAGAUGCCCACGAGCGGACUGAGUCCCUUGCCGAGUGUGAAGAGGGACAGACCCACAGAGGUACAUAAACCUCAGGGAAUUGAGAUGGCGGGCCUCAUAUCAAGGACCGCUAGCAGGUCCAACAGCACGAUACAUUACCAAACAGACUCCGUCUCUCAACCCGAGAAGAAGAGACUGAAGGAGGAGACGGAGGGAAGAAGGGAGAGUGACGGAGAGAAGAGUGAUAACGAACAGCUGGUGGUCGACGUGUCCAAUGAGGAUCCCUUAUCGCCGAGCAACACACUACGAAAGGAAUCGCCCCACUUAAAGGCGAUGGCUGCGAGUGCGGGUAAGAACGGUACAGCUACAGAUAAACCCGACGCUACAGUUCAGAGGUCCGGUACACCUUCCUCCAAUGACUCAGCCUCUUCCACUCCCAAUAGACUGGUACAGGACAUCAAGGCAGUGAGCUCCACUCCUCCAUCCUCUACUCCCACUUCCACUGUCGCUAUCGGCAAACCAAAAGCCACGUCACUAGUUCAGCCACAACCCCAGAUGAAACACCCUCUCCAGCCGUUCGGCAACAUUCCCUCCUCCUACCUGGUCACUCCACAGUUUGUAGGAGGAGACUUCAGCUCCCUUUCCCAGUCCGGCAUGGUUCCCGGAGGUGGUCUGGGAAGUAGUCUCGUUCAGGGCGGACUCUCUGGCAUGCCUAACUUCAAGACACCAUUCAGCGACGGACCCCUCAACCGAUCCUCCACCAGCUUACCCAGUUCGGGAAAAACGUACUCGUACUGUCAGAAUGGACCCAACAGUGAUCUCGUCCCAACACAGUUCCCCGCAGACUGUAACCUUGGUCCUAAAAUCCCCAAAUCAGCUAAAGCAAUACAGACUCUCCAUCACGGCGAGGUGGUCUGUGCUGUUGCUAUUGGACAUUCGUGGCCGAACAGACACGCCUACACGGGAGGUAAAGGGUGUGUGAAGGUCUGGGACAUAAGCCCAAACGCUCCAGCAUCCGUUAAAGAACCAGUCUACUCGAUAGAAUGCUUGAAAGACAACUAUAUUCGAGUGUGUAAGUUGCUGCCGGAUGGGAGGCAGUUGUUGGUGUGUGGCGAAGCUCCCACUCUUACACUCUGGGAUCUCACUCAGGGUAAGCCAAUACAGAAGGGGGAGAUAAAGUCGACAGCCCCGGCGUGUUACGCUGUUGCAAUAUCUCCGGACAACAAAACUUGUUUUAGUUGCUGUAGUGACGGCAACAUUGCUGUCUGGGACCUUCACAACCAAAAACUCAUCAAUCAGUUCCAAGGACACACGGACGGUGCAAGUUGCACAGAUAUUUCUACAGAUGGAACCAAACUAUGGACGGGUGGAUUGGACAAUACUGUACGGUCUUGGGACUUGAGAGAGCCGACUCAGAAGUUGGAAACAUACGAGUUCUCGUCUCAAAUAUUUUCCUUGGGAUACUGUCCUAAAGAAGACUGGGUCGCAGUCGGAAUGGAGUCGUGCUACAUAGAACUGUUCAACGUUAACACAUCCAUCACGGAGAAAUACCAGCUCCAGAAACACGAGAGUAGCGUCCUAUCCCUCAAGUUCUCUUCAGGAGGCGACUGGUUUGUAACCACCGGCAAAGAUAACCAGCUCAAUAUGUGGACCACUCCUCACGGAUACAGCAUUUAUCAGUCGCUGGAGGCAGGGUCGGUUCUUGGCUGUGACAUAUCUGAAGAUGAUCGCUUCAUUAUAACGGGGUCAGGUGACAAAAAGGCAACCCUAUACGAAGUAAUCUACUGAGCCCUGACUUGGCUAGGCGCCAGUAUCUUGAUAUCACAGAACUCCGUGACAGAGAAUUAAGCAGUCCUUCGCACGUGCAGCUAGGUUAAAUACCAGGCCCAACACUCGCAGUAACGCGCACCGUACAUCUUGUACUUUCAGAUGUGCAGUGCACAAAGAUUGAGAUGAUGAUAGACAAUUUAGAGCUGACCAACCAAACAAAAAACUGACACAAUAUUGGCGUAAAGAAGUGUGGUAUUUGAUAGACUUGAGGCGUAUUUCACAAAGAAGUGUGGUAUUUGAUAGACUAGAGGCGUAUUUCUCCCAUUGGCGUUUUCUGGGAUUGUGCGGGGUUUGUUACUUUUAAAAUUAUUUCAUAGUUCACGUUAACUUCAUUCUUUAAAACGAUGACAAUUAACUUUCGUUAAAGUUGUUGAAUCUCUAAUAAAGGAAAAAAAUAGAUUGUUAAAGCUAUUUAUUGAGGCUAGAUAUUAUUGAUUAUUAUGAUGCGUAAUUCAGACUCGAAAAUGUAUGGUAAAACCCCGAUUUGCCGAAACUCAUGAGCAUAAUGGGGGCCUUGAUUCCCAAACACCAGCUGAUGUUUUAUUUCGGGAAAUGUAUGACGUAAGUCAAGGCACGGUAAGUCGAGGUUUGGCCAGUUGGGGGUCAGUUAUCCCCGCCAAACGCUGAUUGAGGAUCUUUUGGUUUAAACGGGUACCUUAUUUUUUAUGGAAUUACGGUUAGAGUGGUUGGAUUCCUUGUUGGACAGGUGAAAUUAGGACUUGCCUAUGGGAUUUUGGGGUACUUAUCUAUUGUGCUGUGUAUUUGAUAUACUUCAUUUAAUAUAUUGUGAGUGCUGUGGUGACUGAUUUAAAGGCAAAACUUGAACUUAAGAAAAUUGAUUUUUAAUAAGGAACUCCGAUUCGUUUGUUUAAGUUUUGCUGAGUCAUUUCGCCAAGUUUGAAUUAUCUUUAAGUUUAACCUUGAUACUAUUUAAGUAAAAGUCAUGGACGAUUCUCCGUCAAGUGGUGUGAAAUGGUUUAAAUUUUACUGUUUUUAUGUAAAUUAUAUAUUUUUAGUAUCACGCUAUGAUUA